Molecule: messenger RNA, 656 nt
Organism: Xenia sp. Carnegie-2017
Lineage: Eukaryota; Metazoa; Cnidaria; Anthozoa; Malacalcyonacea; Xeniidae
Exons: 4
Coding region: 146-649 (167 amino acids)
Source: RefSeq, a predicted model, not a curated record
AAGGGCGGUUUGCUGGGUGGAAAAUAGUGCUAACCUUUCUAGUCAUGUUAAUUGCUAUAGUUAAAAACUACUUGCAACGCUGUUACUUGUUUAAUUAAAGUCAAUAGUUAUGCGUAACCGAAUAUUUUAGGUAGCUGAUGAACAGAUGAAAAACAGUUCUUUGGACACAGAACAUCAUGAUGAUAUGGUGGAUCUCAUUGGCAUUAGAAACCUGAAGGAAAAGCAUGUCAAUGAUGAAAAACGUCGUCUUUCGUUAUCUGAUGUCGUCGACUAUGAAAAAGUGAUAUGUGAAAAUGCACAUUUGCGUGCCAGUGUAGAGAAAUUGACAAAAGAGAUUGCUCUACUUGAACAGAAACGCCGAGAAAAUGAAAAACUGAACUGCGAAAAUCUAAAACUGAACACUGGUUUAAAGGAAUUCGAAGAUUUGAAGAUGAAAUGCGCAGAUUUUGAAGACGAGACCAAAGAACUUAAAAUGCAGUUAAAAAAAUCUGCCACUGCUUUUGACGACUCGGUGGCGAAAUGUCUUCAACUGCAACGAGAUAGGGAGGAAGAGCUUGAAGAAAAAUACCGUCUGCAAAUCGAUGAAGGAAAUGCAAGAAUCGCCGAGCUGAAUAAUGAAGUUGUCAAUGUUACGUGCGUGGUCCCGUAAGAAUAAC